Strongylus vulgaris is the source of this 572-nucleotide messenger RNA. Lineage: Eukaryota; Metazoa; Nematoda; Chromadorea; Rhabditida; Strongylidae. The record is from the annotation of a GenBank genome assembly.
AUGAGUCAAUCCUCCGGCGGUGGUGGCACUUUUGAAGGUGUCUAUAAUGCGUUUCGAGAGGAAUGCAAUAGGUACACACAGCGAAAGAAGAUCAAAGUCAGCGGCAAAACGGUUCGUCCCAUCAUCUACCCGGAUGACCGUACAUCACCCGAGCUUUUUCAGUCAAAAUUGUUCAAUAUGACACCUAGCGAACCAAUAGCUGAGCAACUUACCUUUGAAGGGUUUGCUAGCUUAAUGCAACAGAUUGAUGUUUUCAUUUUUGGCGCAGACGCAUUACUCUGGCUUCGCGACGGUGUCAUCACCGAUGCUGCAAAUCUGGUGAACCUUUUGAUUGAAGAAAAGAAGGAGGUUUUCAUAGUGACUAACGACACAACUAACUCAAGAGACAGCCAUGAAGAGAAGCUCAGAAAACAUCGUUUCAAUAAGAAACUGAAUAAGGUUACUUGUCAAUUACUGCAAAUCUUUUUACUGCCACAAUGCAGAAGGUGUAUAACAGUAAAGAAGUUCAUUGACGAUUCGACAUGUAGACAGAAUCUGUCUGAUGAGCCUCAUGAUUACUUACUUACUUAGAU